AUGCGUCAUUUAUCAGCGUCUCGUUUGGAAGACGCUCGAGAAAGUUUCAAAGAGGAGAUUUAUGAAAUGGAAAUAGAGAAAAGAUCAUUAAAAAGGAGUAAAACCUUUAGUGAUAGUGAGGACGAUGAUAGUGUUUCCAACGAAGUUCCAAGAAAGAAAAUAAUACGUCAUUUAUCAACUUCUCGUCUGGAAGAUACUGGAGAGGGUUUUAAACAGGAGACUUGUGAAAGAAAAGUAGAAAAAAGAUUACUUAAAAGGAGUAAACCCAUUAGUGAGGAAGAUGACAGU
This is a messenger RNA of Thelazia callipaeda (thelaziosis nematode), 288 nucleotides long. The record is from the annotation of a GenBank genome assembly. NCBI's taxonomy places the organism in Eukaryota, Metazoa, Nematoda, Chromadorea, Rhabditida, Thelaziidae.